AUGACGAUGGAGGUGCUCCCCAAGGCCCUGGAGGUAGACGAGAAGUCUCCAGAGUCCAAGGACCUCCUGCCGAGCCAGACAGCCAGCUCCCUGUGCAUCAGCUCCAGAAGCGAGUCUGUCUGGACCACCACCCCCAGGAGCAACUGGGAAAUCUACCACAAGCCCAUCAUCAUCAUGUCAGUGGGCGCUGCCAUUCUGCUCUUUGGUGUGGCUAUCACCUGCGUGGCCUACAUCUUGGAAGAGAAGCAUACGGUUGUGCCAGUCCUCAAGAUGAUAGGGCCUGCCUUCCUGUCCUUGGGACUCAUGAUGCUGGUGUGUGGGCUGGUGUGGGUGCCCAUCAUCAAAAAGAAGCAGAAACAAAGGCAGAAGUCCAGCUUCUUCCAAAGCCUCAAGUUCUUCCUUCUGAACCGCUGA
Messenger RNA from Chionomys nivalis (European snow vole), 414 nucleotides. It is a transcript of the gene Pirt, whose product is annotated as phosphoinositide interacting regulator of transient receptor potential channels. The record is from RefSeq and is a predicted model, not a curated record. Bases 1 to 414 code for a protein of 137 amino acids. Gene Ontology annotation, molecular function: transmembrane transporter binding; phosphatidylinositol bisphosphate binding. NCBI's taxonomy places the organism in Eukaryota, Metazoa, Chordata, Mammalia, Rodentia, Cricetidae. The transcript has a single exon. Gene Ontology annotation, biological process: positive regulation of cation channel activity; phosphatidylinositol-mediated signaling.